Molecule: messenger RNA, 258 nt
Organism: Geodia barretti
Lineage: Eukaryota; Metazoa; Porifera; Demospongiae; Tetractinellida; Geodiidae
Source: the annotation of a GenBank genome assembly
CAUCUGUUUCUCUUCAAAAUUAAACUGCCCACUGCUCCUAGUAAAGUGGCUAGUAUACUCAAAACAUUGGUUAAUCCACGCAGUGGCGUAAGUAGGUUUACAGGCAGAACAUUAUUAAUUACUGAGGAUAAGCUACAACACAACUGGCAUGGCUAGCCCUGCAUCACAGCUGCACUUGACCAUAUGCCUCAUUGGAGGUCAGCUGAAUGUCUUGUGAACUCUUGACCUCUCUUGCCACACCCACCUCCUCAUAGGUGA